CUGCACCCUGCACUGUACCCCUUCCUGACUUUCAUCUCGGUUUGAUGCAUGCAUAAACCCACGUUUAAACGUUGCUUCCUGUGUGAUUUCAUACGCAGUAGCAUUGUUUGCAACGGAUUGAAAAUGCUGCUUCUUCUGAGUUGCUGGAUUAUUGCAGGGAUAACGGCAGAGGACCCACCAAAAAUGUACUACCGGGUGAAAAACAGCUCACUAUGUUUACAAGUUGUAAACUCAUCAGCAUAUCGUCAAGAGUCUUGGUCAUUUAAUAAUGAAGCUAUUGUUGUUGGUGAAACCAUCACACCAAACUAUAAAGACAAAGUGGAUUAUUACCCAGUGAACCACUCCUUGUGUCUCAACAAACUCACUGAGACAGACAGUGGCACCUAUACAUUUUCAUUCAUCGAUUAUACAUUUAAAAAGUCAGAUAAGAAACACAGACUAAUUGUUCAAGAAAGACUUCCCAGUCCUGUCUUCAAAUCAGGACUGCCCUCCAACAUGUCUGCUGGACUCUGCACCAUCACAGUCAACUGCUCCAUCCAGGAUGACUGGGUGUUGUCUGUCUGUGAUGAGGACAGUUGCAGGACAUCUCAGAGAUCAGUUAAGAAGGUCAACAUCACCGUCUUCACUGAGAACAGAUCAGUCGUCUGCAGAGGCAACAACCACGUCAGCACAAGCAACGUUUCGGAAAGCAUUGAGGCAGUGUGCUCAAGAAAAACAAAUCCUGAGCAUAAAGAGACAUCAAAACCACCCACUGUAACAUUGAUAAUUAUUGCAGUGUGUGUAUUCUUCUGUGCGUUUGCUGUCUGCGUGUUAAUGGGUUUCAUUUCAACAAAAUGUCGUCACCAUCAGGAUCCGUCACCUACUGUUGGGUUGAUACAAAGCCAGCAAGUGGAGGAACAGCCACAAGCUUUGCAGAGAGUCUCAGCCUCUUCUUCCAGUGAGACUGAGGUCUGUUAUGAAAAUGUGGAGCCCGGCCAGACCAGAAACCCACCCAUCAGCCCAGGAGAGGAGUUGGGGUCCCAGCAAAGUCAGAAGGUAGAAAGUGUUUACAGUGUUUUGCAGGCGCCAAAAGGGACUUCCUCUCUAGACAAGGAUGGCUGCAGUGAAGACACAAAAGUACACAAGGAGGCAAAGGAGGCAUCGGCUUCACAGCAAGCCACUCCCAAAGAGGCGGAGCGCCCUUCGCAAAUUGACACACUGUACAGUGUAUUGCAAAAGCCACAGCACCACCAAUAGGUCAAAAAAAGCUUCUCAGAGGCCAAAACAAUGAACAUGUCAAGUGGAAGAAGCCUGUGAAAGCCAGAAUGAUGGCACUGACAUUCAUGCAGCAUCUAUUUGAAUAAACUCCGUUAGCUUCUGCUUUACCUUGUUUGCCUGCUUUGACUUGUUUGUCAAAGAACUUUGUAACAACGUUUUUAGGAUUUUUCAAGCCUGCAUGUAGUUGCCUGAAGUAUAAAGCUAAUGUUAGGCUUAUAAACAAAGUGCACCAUGGCUUGAUGAUGUUCUGUAGUCUCAUUUAGCCACUUGUUAGUAACUGCCUUCUUUAAAGUGCAUGAAAGCUUCAAAGUUAAUGAGUGGGGUAUUUACUUAUGUAUUUUUUGUCAUACUGCAAAAUGUGAAAGUCUCUUAAGCUUGUGUGAACCACAGAAGAUGUCAAGUAUCUAACUAAAAACCCAUUAAAAAAAGUGAAGUGCUGAAAUGCUAACUUA
Messenger RNA from Plectropomus leopardus (leopard coralgrouper), 1709 nucleotides. RefSeq lists its product as uncharacterized. Lineage: Eukaryota; Metazoa; Chordata; Actinopteri; Perciformes; Serranidae. The record is from RefSeq and is a predicted model, not a curated record. Gene Ontology annotation, cellular component: membrane.